AUACCUAAGAAGGUCCAUCUAUAUUGAUCACACCAACUAAUCAUACAGUACCCGCCCCCUUAGCGACUGCCCCUGCAUGAAUGGUUAUGAAGAUUUAUGGGGAAAUUUUUUUUCUGCGCUGAUAUAUAUUUUGACCCCAAUUUGCUUGGGCUUUUUUGACGAUACCGUAUUUGAUGGACGUGAAGUUGAGCUAAGUUGGAGGAUCAGGAGGGAGGGUCUAACGACUACGAGUCACAAAAUUUGUUUUUCUAUAGGGUUUGGAUAGUCUUCUGCCAAAUAUAUCAUUUCAAAGACGUCAUAUUUUCGUAGAAUUAGAAGGGGAUACAAAUGGACUCAGAAAGUGACACCGAGGAGUUUUACGACGCCCCAGAAGAAGUCUCUUCCAGUCCUGCAAGGAAAGUGACAAGAGAAAGGGGAAUCCGCCAGUCGGCCACCAAUCAGUAUGAAGAUGAGCUACGUCAUUUGGAGGAAGAGAAGCGGAAGGCAGAGGAGAAGAGACAGAAGGAGGAUGCCAUCAUCCAGCAAAAGAUCAAAGAACUAGAAGAGAAGAAGAGAGAAGAGGAAGAACGAGAGCAACAGAGGCUCCGCGAAGAGAUGGAAAGACUACAGAAGGAGAGAGAAGAAGAAGUGAAGAGACGACUGGAAGAGGAAGAGCGACAAAGGGAGGAGCAGGAAGCCGAAGAGCGUCGCCAAGAAGCCAUUAGAAGGAGAAAGCGUUUAGAACAGAUGAGACGCAAUGAAGAUGGGGAGGAGAAUAUUAAUACCCAAACUGGUACCCACGAUCAAGGAGAAUCCCCUGACGUAGAACCACUGGGAGAGAAUUCAAAUCAUCAAACCAGCAGCAUAGACCAGGACCCCUCCCAAAGGUUGGAACGAGAACCAGGUCUUGCUAACCGGAAUGUAGAACCCGAUGUCAUUGCUAGCACCAAGGAGCGUCCCGUGGACCUCCCGCUGUCAGGGGCCAUGACUUCGUCACCUACCAGGGACAAAGCAAGUCCAUCAUCCAUUGCUCCAUCUGCCCAAGUUGGAGGGGUACAGGAUGACAUGCCUCCACCGGUAGCUCCUCCAAGGAGGAAGAAGAAACAGAAGAAGAUGGUGGAGAUGGCUAGACAGGAGAGCCUAGAUAGCCAGUCAAGCUCAGCCAUUUCCUUGUCAUUGAGAGAGCCUUCAGAGGAAGGAUCUCUGGCAGGAGGUGAAGAUCAACCCAUCGGUCUCCCACCGGAGAGUCAAAAUCGUCCUCACAGCGGUCUUCUGACCCCCACUACUACCAUCGAGAGCCUCACGAGGGAGCUUGAACAUUCUUUGGAUCUUGCCAGUGCUGUGCAUGGUGGAGACUACAUUAUUCUUCAUAAGGACACUCAAAGUAUCAAAGGAGAAUCAAGGGCAGACCUGAAAGUCCAAGGGUCACGUCUGCCGGAGUCCAUUCCUAAAGAGGUGAAGCAGGGCGGGGCAUGCGUUCCUAUUACCAGCUCAUCAUCUCAACCCGAUAAACCAAGCCGUGGGAACACCCCAGAGACAGAGAAACUUCUCAAGUAUUAUAACCUUAUGCAGGGCCAGUCCAUGACAGGGGAAGAAAUGACUGAUGAGGAAAUUCUAUCUCAAGUGAUUGUGAAGAACCUGGACACCGGUGAGACCGUGCCGUUACUGCUUGCCGAGGAAAGAUUACCAAAGUGCAUUAACCCCCUGUCCCUUCACAUCAUGCGUAUUACAUCAGAAUAUGUCAGUAACUCAAGUCUCGACAAGGAGGCAGGCAGUGACGGUGAAAAGGAGGCUGGUACCACUGAAGUUGCACACCAGAUCAAAGAAAAGAAGAAAAAGUUGAAGAAGUUUCUUGGUAAGACUGUGCAUAAGUUAAAGACGGCGGCUGACGAAGCUUUCAGGCAUGAUGAUCAGGAGAUUAGUGAAGAAGAAUCAAUACCAGAUACCCGCUAUUGCAAGUUCAAGGCAGCCUCAAGUCACAAAGGAAGCUAUGAUUUUGAUCAGCUGGUCAACUGUCAGGAUCUGAGUGGCGAACACACAGGAGCCAUCUGGACCAUGAGAUUUUCUCACUGUGGAAGAUUACUGGCAACAGGAGGCCAGGAUCACCUUCUGAGGGUGUGGGUUCUCAAGGAUUACUACAAGUACUUCGACGACAUGCGCCAACGCUACAACAACGAAUCACGGGCCAAGUCCCAGACCCAGGGCAGCUCCGACAGUUCCAGCUCCAGCCUGGAGCGUGACCGCAAGCCGGAGGAGAUCGAGGAGGAGCGGGACCAGCUGAAGAAGGAGGUGAUGGAGAUGGAGGGAUCCAUUGAGAAGGAGGAGGCGGCCAGGAGAGCGGAGAAGGAUACAUCGCUGGAGGAUGUCGAUCAGGCGGAGGAGGACGGGGAGGCGGUGUUCGCCAAGGCACCGUUCUUCUCCUACUCGGGUCACACGGCUGACCUUCUUGAUAUCUCUUGGUCAAAGAACUAUUUCAUUCUCUCUUCGUCAAUGGAUAAGAUGGUUCGUCUGUGGCAUAUCUCUCGUAGUGAAUGUCUCUGUUGCUUCCAACACAUAGACUUUGUGACAGCUAUUGCCUUUCAUCCAAGGGAUGACCGCUAUUUUCUCAGUGGCUCACUGGAUGGAAAGCUCCGUCUGUGGAACAUCCCCGAUAAGAAGGUCGCCCUCUGGAACGAGGUUGACGGUCCGACCAAGCUCAUCACGGCAGCUAACUUCAUCCAGAAUGGCAGGUUUUCAGUCGUUGGUACCUACGAUGGUAGAUGUAUCUUCUACGAUACAGAGCAUUUGAAAUACUACACUCAGAUCCAUGUAAGGUCAACAAGAGGUCGCAAUGCCAAGGGACGUAAGAUCACCGCUAUCGAGCCUCUGCCUAGCCAAGACAAGAUCCUUGUAACUUCCAAUGAUUCCAGGAUACGCCUUUAUGACCUCCGUGACCUCUCGCUGGCGUGCAAGUACAAGGGUUGCACCAACAUUAGCAGUCAAAUCAAAGCAUCGUUCAGCCAUAAUCAUCGUUAUAUCAUCUGCGGAUCGGAGGACCAUGCUUUCUACAUGUGGAAAACACACUAUGACUUUGCCAAGUUUACAUCAGUGAGGAGAGACCGAAAUGACUUCUGGGAGUCGAUAAGAGUCCACGAUGCAGUGACAACAUCUGUAGUCUUCUCUCCAAACCCUAAGCUCGUGUUGGGAUCAGCUCCCUCGGCCAUCGCUUCCGGUCUUGACCCCCAGCAGCUGGUCGGAGGGUCGUCGUCCCCAUCGCCGACGUCCAAGAAGGAGCGAUCGGAUUCCGCCAAGGGGGAGCCCAGCGGAAAGGAGGGAAAGCACUCCUCGUUGAAACGGCCUCCAGAUCUUGGAGAGGUGCUCGUCUCGGCAGACUUCAAUGGAGCUAUCAAGGUCUUCAUAAAACAUCAAAAAUAAGCUUCUACAUCUCAGAGAGAGUGUGUGUGUGUGUAUUGAAGUGUGAGAGGGAAAUAGUGAGAGAGAGAGGGUAAGAGAGAGAGUGAGAGAGAAAGGACUUGUCAUCUCUGUCUUGCAAGAAACUCCAUGCCAGUUGUUGCCGAUGGUUACAGGGUUGUAUAUCCUGUGCAGGUGCUAAGAUUAAGAGUACAGACUCAUCGCAGACUCUUCCCGCUCUUUGGUAGCUCCUGAUUUUAGAGCCUCGUUAGCCUUGACAGAGCUUCACCUUGUACAGCACCCGUGUGAAUCUCCAUUAUAGGACCAGCAGAUAACAUCCUACAAGGGGAACUCCCAUGAAUUAUCUACAGACAAGAUAUAAAGUGCCCCUCAUCUAAUGUAUGUGUAGUAUAUGUGUUACCCUACAAAUGAGGUAAAAAAUGAUGUCUGUAUAGAGGCUAUUUGGCCUGCUCAUGUUCAUUCCAAGAUAGACACUGUAUAUAAUGUUGUAUUUUGCACAGUUGUCAUUUACAGGGGCAAUUUUGCUACUUACAGCGGCUGUUUUUGUACAUUUCAUUGGCUAUAUAGCCUUUGGUCACUGCAUUUUUUUUUUGCCGCUACAAACAUGAACUAGAUACCAUGAAAGAGAUGUGGAAUACUUUGCCACUCUCCAUCCAGGUGAAGCAUGAGUACCAGUAGACACCAUGGCAGAGCUUAUAAAAAUGGAGACACUUUUUUGUAUAAAAAUGGAGGGUUUAUGUCCAUUUUUACCCCCUCACCAAACAGUGCAUGUACAUGUGUUGCAAAUGUAAUUGAAUGGAUGAACUUUAAUGCAGCUUGCUUAUAUUUUAUUUUUUUGAAGAUAAGGUCACUGAUUAAUUCACACUCGUAUGUGAAGUAAUGAAUGAUGGUCUCGUAACUUUAGAGAGAGACCUGACAAUGACGCUAUCAUAUUUGCUAGAAUCUACAGGGGACUUUUAUGAAAGCACUUGUAUGUUUUAUACAACAAAAGUAUGUUUUAUCCAACAUUUACCAUAUGAUCUGUGCUUCUCAGCCAAUCAAAAUCAAAGAAACUUGUCUGAUCCAUGGUGUUGUCAAACAAAACAUUGUUGAUGAAAUGCUUUCCAUGUUGUUCCACAUGUAGUUAUCCUUUCACCUCAUUCAUGAACAUUCUUGAACUUCAUGAACCUCAGAAUUAUGCAAUUCAUAUGAGUGGUUAUUUAAGAAUUAUGUUCCAUGUAGUCCAUUGACUUUUAUGAAGACUAUAUUGUGUUCAAUGCGAAGAAGAUUUAGAUUAAUACUAAUAACUAUAAUUUUACGUGCUGAAGUAAAGUGCCUAACACUUUAUCAAAAGUCCCAAAGCACUCAAAAUUAAUGCAGCGUAAUUACCCUGGCUUUAGAAAGGUAGCUGUUACGCAAUCUUAUAUUGAGAGGUUUGGAAUACAUUGUGAUGUAUAAUCAUUAUUUGAACUACAAAGUACAAAUUUGUCAUUUUAAGGAAUUUUCCUAAACUUUUUCAUCAUUGCUAUUUAUUCAAUAAUGUCCAUUCAUCAGUAAAGAAAAAAUAUAUGUUACUAAUCUAAUUAAUUUAGUUCAGCAUCUAUAUUGAAUUCAAUUCCAACAGCUUGAAAAAAAAAUCACUGUAGGUGAUAUUAAAUUUGGAAACAUUUAUCAAUUCCAUAUCAGUGUUUUUUAUUAGAGAAUUAGUAUUUCAUAGAUUUUUCUUGAAUAUUUCUCAUCAUUCUAAUUAAUCCAAUGGCAUAUCAGUAUUUCUAUGUUGAGGCUCAUGUCUAAAUAUUAAAAACGGGUUUAAUUCACUCCGAGUAUUUCAUGAAAAUGAUAAUAGUUUAAUGUUUUUUUUAAUUCAAUAAAUCGCCUCUCUUUAUUAAAAAAGUAGGAGGAACACAUGUGCUUCAAUUAGAACAAAAGUUGCAACGUAAAUGGGCAUUGGAUCAAGAGGCCAGUACUUCAAAGUCUCGAUGCCACUGGAGAAAACCUCCCAUAGACUUUUUACAUAUGACUAGGGCCGAGGCCGAAGCCAAGGCCGGCAAAAUUUGGCCUCAAUGCGGCCUCGACCACAUCCCUCAUUGGAACCAAAUUAAGUUUUGUACACAAAGCAGUAUGAAUUUUUAUAAAUGCUUCCAUUUUAUGUUCUUUUAUUUCUUAAAACGCAUGUGGCAGAGUUAUUUUUGUAAUAAUUAUUUUCAUAGUCGUGCAUGUAUUGAAAUGUUUUGUAUUUAUGCAUAUACUUUAUCACAUAUCUCCAUGCUCUCCUAAAAUAACCGUAAUAUUGUUAUGUUAUAUAUUUACUCAUAUGUAUAUGGCAUUAUGGUUUAGAGUAGCUUAUAUGUAUGAUUGGUAUCAGCUUGCUCCAUGUAAGCAUUAUCUUUAUAUUUUUGUAAUCUUUGUUUUGUUUCUGUAUUUCCAAUCGUGUCACAUGAACGCCACAUUAACAUGUGUAUCAUAUAACAAACUUCAUCUUCUUAAAGGGAUGGUCCGGGCUGAAAAUAUCUAAAUAAAUAGGGUAAAAAUUCACAGAGGAAAAUUCUUAAAAUUUCAUCAAAAUCGGAUAACAAAUAACGAAGUUAUUGAAUUCUAAAGUUUAUCAUGAAUAUUCAUUAGGUGGGCUGAUGAUGUCACAUCUCCACUUUUCUUUUUCUUAUGCUAUUACAUGAAAUCAUAAAUGUUUCAUUAUUUCAUACAUGUGUAAAUGAUGUGUCUCCAUUAUGGUGAAAUAAGUUGCGGCAAUAAAUAACUAAUGCACUUAUCAGUUGUCAAUCCAAUUGUUAUAGUUCUUGGUAGAAAAAUUUUGAAUAAACCUAAUUUCAUAUAAUAAAAUACCAAAGAACAAAUGGG
Molecule: messenger RNA, 6225 nt
Organism: Lytechinus pictus (painted urchin)
Lineage: Eukaryota; Metazoa; Echinodermata; Echinoidea; Temnopleuroida; Toxopneustidae
Product: WD repeat-containing protein 44-like
Exons: 18
Coding region: 328-3393 (1021 amino acids)
Molecular function (GO): protein binding
Source: RefSeq, a predicted model, not a curated record